UUCUUUUGUCGUCUGAAAGAUGCAAAUCAUUACACUUAGAACCGUGUUUUUUAUUAUGGGUUUUUGUCUUUUUUAGUAUAUACUCUUAAAUCUGGAUGCCAAAUCGUCCAUUUUUUUUCCCAAUCCCAACCCGUUUUUGUUUUUUUCCCUCUAACAUUUCAGGGUUUUAGGGUGAGAGAGAGAGAGAGGGGUGUAGUAUAUGACACUUCACCUCAAUAUCCACCCUCGUGCUUCGAGCAGUAUUCGACUCGACUCGACUCGUGAGUAUAGUUUCAGAUGAAGCAAAGCCCGCAAAUUUAGCGAAGGGUUCAGACAGAAUCCGGAAAUUUAAGGGGUUUUUUGUUUGUUCUCGAGCAAAAAAAUGGUGGUCGAACGCGUUCGGUGACGUUUCAGAGCUUGCAUUUCGGAUUCCCCUUCUUGGGAAAAUCGAAUCGGAUUCUAAAGGAAUCGUGAAUCAAACCUCUAGCUUCUGCAGUUCGUAUUCUGUAGGUGGAGGGUUCUUGUUAACUCGGAAGUUGAAGAUUUUCUGACCCAGUUCAGGUUUUCGCGGAAUUCGCGUUUCUUGAUCUUUGUCUGUUCAUCCAGAGUUGGUUCCCGGUGAAAAAAGAUCGCGAAACAGAGGAGGAUAACGAGAGAGAGCGCUGAAUCUGAAUGUUAUGGACCAAGAUUGUCGGAAAACUCUUGCAAGGGAAAGAACAGAUCGGAUAGGAUGUGCCUGGGUGUUUAUAAGCAUGUUUGAUUUCCGGGGUGGAGGAUCUUCUCAGAAACUGUUGACGGACAAGAAACGUGGAAGCAAACGAAUCACAGGUAACUGUACUUUCAUGGCUAAGCAUGACAAGCCGACUUGUUCUAGCGACAACUCUCAAGAACUCCUUGAAGGAGAAGAUGGGCUGCUUGUCAAGUCGGAGACUGGUACUUUGAGUGUGAGGACACUCAUUGAAGAGGAAAUGUCUGCCAAGAAAGAGAGAGAGGAUGAUGAGAAAACACAAUGCAGAGGAAUUCGGAGGAGAAGGAACAAAACCUGCAGUAAAAGCCAUGACAGUAUCAAUGUUCCAGUUGCUGGUGAUGAUUCAGAUGACCGGUCUGUGAGCAGUCUCCCUGAAUUUACGAGCUGUACGAAGAAUAACGACGAUUCUGAAGAAAAAUUCAGCGAGGUUAUCAAGCGGUUGAUAGCUCAGAAGGAAGGCGAGAUCCAGAGCUGUAAGGACCUGUUAGGGGCAUUUCAGGGUUCGGGUUCUAAAGAAGAACCUAGUCUGCCAUCGAUGGAAGAUUCUCAAAGAACGGAAGAAGAAGAAGAAGAAGAGGAUCCCCGGACAGUAGAAGAGCCUAUAGUCUCCAAACAAGAGGUCAGAAUUGGGCACAAGAAACACCGAUUCUUGAACCGAAAGGCAAAAUCACCAGAGAUGAGCUCUUCAGAUCAAGGUUGUACACCUCAAAGUCCAAGAACCAUCGUCAUUUUAAAACCCGGAACAAAUAGCUCAGAUAUCGGCUCAUCACCUAGAUCUCGUUCUGCAUUCAAGAAGUCCUGGAACGGUUCUCGCUUUCUUCUCAGUAUUAUCAAAAGAAUACUGAAAUCUGCUGCAGUCAAGAAGGAGCCAUGUGAUGAUCUCCAUGUCCAUGAUGAUGGUGCUUCAGAGACAGUGUCUGAUCUGAGUCAAAGCUGUUGCCUGGAAGAAGAGGUACAUAGAGAGGACACUGCCCACACAAGCAAGGAUUCGAAGAAAAGCAUGUCUAGUAUUUAUAACGCGGCCAAGAAACACCUGUCUGAAAUGCUAGAAAACGGAGAUAUCAUCGAUGUGAAUUUACGAAGCAAAGAAGUACCGAGAAUCCUUGGGAGGAUUCUUUCUCUUCCUCAGUUUUCCUCACCGGCAGCCAGUCCUGGACGGACCUCAUUAACCCACACGGCAGAAAAGCCGACAAUUCAACCAUGCAGUUCAGAUGGUGAUUACUCUGAGACACAUGGAUUGAGUUCAGAUAAACUGGUUGAUGAAGAUUCAGACAAACACCAUGAAACAGUAUCUGUCAUUGAUACCCUUAUCUCAGGAGGUGAUUCAAGCACUCUAGUGGAAGCCGACACCAUGGAAGAGAUUCAGAUAACAGAUGUUGAUGAAGAUGCAUUAGAAUGGCGAGACGAAAAUAGAGACAAGAAGCCCUUGAGACAGUUCCACGAAACAUUUGACGAGGGGCAAUCAUCAUCUUCCCCACCAGAGUCGUCACCAAACUCUUCAGUUAGAAUGACUGAUUGCCAAGAAAGUGCAACUGAUGUUCCCGGAAAGUUAAGUCCCGUGUCUGUGCUUGAACCACCAUUUACCGAUGAUGACAUGAGCCCAAGAGGAAGUAGAGCUCGUUCAGGUGAAAUGCGGAUGCAACCACUGUGUAUAAGAUUUGACAGACCCGAUUCUCCGAAAGCUGAUCAAGACAACGAAUCCAGAACUAGUGUGGAUGACAAGGAAUCAACGCUUGCAUUCGUUAAAGCCGUGAUAAAAGCCUCGGGCUUUGACUGGGAAAAGCUUUGCAUGAAGUCGUGCCAUACAGACCAGCUUCUCGAGCCAGAUUUGAUCAAUGACAUAGACUUGUGUCCUAACCAACUCUGCAAUGACAAGAAGCUCCUUUCUGACUGCAUCAACGAAGUUCUGAUGGAGUUUUGCGGGAAUGAAUUCGGCUCUGGCCCUUGGAUUUCAUUUGUCAAACCAACUGUAUGGAUCAUGUCAGACGUGGAAGAUCUUGUGGAAAUGGCAGAAGAAGAGGUCUACUGGCAUCUCCAUCCUCUACCGUACCCUCAUACCCUGGACCAAAUAGUGGGUAAAGACAUGGCCAGAACUGCAAGCUGGAUGGACCUUCGGUUCGAUACCGGCAGUGUCGGUAGGGAGACAGGUGAAAUAAUCCUGGACGAGUUAUUGGAAGAGAGUAUUAGAAGCUUGAAUAGAUUUGGUCAUACUUGUACAUGCUGACACAUCGACGUCACCACUCUUUGCUACCGUUGGCAGAAGGUCUUCUGCUACCAAGAAAGGCAUUCAUGGUGUUCUGUACAGUUUUUACAUCCACUGGAGAAUAACGUGGGCGUGACAGUUAUUGCCCUUCUCUUUCAGAGAUAAAAACCAGAGCUCCGAGGACUGAGGAGAGUCUUUCUCGUGUUUCUUCCAUGCUUUGUUUUCCAUUUGGCUUCUGUCUGGAGCCAUGAGGGUUUUGAGUUCAGUUGUGAAAACUAGUUCUACGUUUGUUCCAUCAGUAAAAUAAACCAGAGUGAUUUUUUUUUUU
Molecule: messenger RNA, 3258 nt
Organism: Tarenaya hassleriana
Lineage: Eukaryota; Viridiplantae; Streptophyta; Magnoliopsida; Brassicales; Cleomaceae
Exons: 7
Coding region: 657-2951 (764 amino acids)
Source: RefSeq, a predicted model, not a curated record